UCCACAAAACUCCCAAAAUACACCUCGCGACUCCAUUUGUUUCUCCAAAUGCAAGAUCCGAAAAACUAAAUAACUGCAAUACUCAGCUUCUUCACUCCUCACGCCAACACCACACCAUUUCUCUUCCACACUCCAAAAUGGCUUCAUCUCAGGUUGAGAUGGAGGGAACGGCCGUGAAUGGCGGCAUCCAAUUGAAGCACCUAGGUUUUGUGAGGUCUCUCGUCAUAAACGCCGUCCUUCUCGUCUCCAACAUCUACGAUCACGCCAAGCAGAAUUCUGGCUCGUUCAGACCUACCGUCGACAGGGCGGAGGGCGCCGUUACGGCGGUUGUUACCCCGAUUUACCACCGAUUCAGAGACGUUCCUACUCAUCUUCUCGUUUUCCUCGACAAUAAGGUGGACGAUGCAUCUCACAAGUUCGAUGAGCAUGCUCCGCCCAUGGCCAAGAACGUGGCUCUCAAGGUCCAUGUCCUAAUGAAGAAGGCGUCCGCCACAGUUGAAGAGUUGGUCGAGGAAGCCAAGGUUGGUGGUCCAAUGGCUGCAGUAUAUCUAUCCUCGUCCAUGUCCAAGACCUUCGCCAUCAACCAGCUAGCUGUGGUGUGGUACAAGAUCAACCAGCACUCGACUCUGCAGGGAGUGGCGGAGGUUGCUGCUCCAACCGCCACACAUUGGUCGGAGAAGUACAAUAGCUUGGUCCAAGGCAUGAGAGGGAAAGGCUAUAGCUUGUUCUGCUACGCCCCGUUGAUACCAGUCCAGGAAAUGGCAAAGGCGUAUAAGCGAGUGGAGGCAUCUGCCGCGGAAAAGGAGGAGGAGGCGUCCAGCUCGAGUACGAGUGAAUCGGACAAGGAAUAGGUUCGGGUUUGGGGUGUUCGUGGUUGCAAAUACUGAUAGGUGCGCGUGCUUCUUUCUCAUCCCUCUUUGAAUUGUGCAAAUGAUGAGCGUGAUCGAUAUAUCCGGGGAUUUUUCUGCGAGCAUAUGGUGUCUUCCGCACACAGAAGCAAGGAGGGGCUUAAGCUUCUACCGAGCUAAAAGUUUCUUUUUUUCUAUUCCUAUACUUAUCAUUGAAUUUUUGAUAUUUUGUGUGAAUCGUUGUGCAAAAUCAACUAUCGUCACAGCAGAACACGAGAAAAAUUUUGUCUUCAAAUUUCAAACUUUAAAUUUAAAAUAUAUAACCCUUUGAUUAACAAA
Salvia hispanica is the source of this 1187-nucleotide messenger RNA. Its product is annotated as Rubber elongation factor protein (REF). NCBI's taxonomy places the organism in Eukaryota, Viridiplantae, Streptophyta, Magnoliopsida, Lamiales, Lamiaceae. The record is from RefSeq and is a predicted model, not a curated record.